UUACAACUACAAUAAAACAGUGGUCAUUCCCGACACUGAAAACUACCUAUUUACUCCCCCAUCAUCCUCGUGCAUUCACGCAAUUGGUUACUGCUGCAGUCAAAUUAGCAUUUACCCCUUUUCAUGAGCCUGCUCUCUUCUUUUUUAAUUCUCUUUUAUUCUCCAUUUUCAUGUCUCUUGGUUUAUAUAUAGUUGUACAGCUUUGUAACUGUUAAGUUUCUUUUUUUAUGGAUAGUUUGCUUUGUGAUGAGGUUUUGCUGUCCACUGAUUGCUGCUGUAAUAAUAAUCAUGAUAAUGAUAAUGGCGAUGGUUUUUCUUAUACUGCCAAAGAAGAUUGUGAGGAAGCUUUUUGUUUAUGCUUGAAAAAGGAGUUCACUUACAUGCCUUCACAAGGGUACUUUGUUCAUCUUGAUCAGUCUCAGGAUUUGUUGUUUGCUAGAAUCGAAGCGAUUCGAUGGCUUAUUAAGUCUCGGAGUCGGUUGAAUCUCUCAUUUGAGACGAUUUUCAAUGCAGCUAACUAUCUUGAUCGGUUUCUAUCGCGGAAUCACUCACUUGGUUGGAAGAAGUGGAUGGUUGAAUUGUUGUCUGUGGCGUGUUUAUCUGUUGCCUCAAAGUUUAAUGAGACAUCUGCUCCUUCCUUGCACGAAAUCCAGAUGGAGGAGAUGGAUCAUAUAUUUCAGUCGAUUACAGUUCAGCGGAUGGAAUUGACGGUGUUACAGGAACUAGACUGGCGCCUUGCUUCUACUACUGCUUAUUCCUAUUUAGAGAUGACGGCGGUGAUAAUGAGCAAUGACUUGCUGAAAUCUCACUUGCAAAAGGAUUCAUUAGUUGCCCGAGUCACUGAGCUGCUUCUUGGAACUAUGCUAGAUUGCAGUUUUGUGGAAUAUCGACCAAGUAUAGUUGCUGUUUCUGCUAUCUGGUGUGCACUUGAAGAGUUAGUUCCAUCAAACAUGUUGAGCACCAACCUCUCCUAUAUUACAGGAUUUUUCAAUCAACAUCACAAGGAUGAUAUUAUGAAAUGCCAUACCAUUAUGAAAGAGAAGCUAGUUCCCAACUUGGGAAAAUCUAAUGGCUGCAGUCCUUCAAGUCCAGUGACGGUAUUGUUGACGGAACGGGUUGAUGUUUACGAUUGCCAUGUCGAUCUGUCUCUCUUUAAGGUAGUCGAAUCAACGGAGAAAAGAAGAAAGUUUGAUUGAAAGAAUUACCGAGAUGAUGAUCUAACAAUUUAUUUGUACUUGUUAAUUUUAUAAGGGUGAUUCAUCAAAAAACAAAAUUCUAUAAGGGUGAUAAUGUAUGACCCAUGUAAACUGCAGCAGAAUAUUAAUUUGCAGCCACAAAGUGGCAGUUUCUGUUGCAGCAGAUUAACUUGUUAUGCAAUUUGCAUUCAUGUUUCGAUACAUUUACGCAAGAUUGUUCAAUUGCAACGAAAAGCAGCUAAAUUUU
Mercurialis annua (annual mercury) is the source of this 1443-nucleotide messenger RNA. RefSeq names its product putative cyclin-D7-1. Gene Ontology annotation, molecular function: cyclin-dependent protein serine/threonine kinase regulator activity. Bases 228 to 1196 code for a protein of 322 amino acids. The record is from RefSeq and is a predicted model, not a curated record. Gene Ontology annotation, biological process: mitotic cell cycle phase transition; regulation of cyclin-dependent protein serine/threonine kinase activity. Gene Ontology annotation, cellular component: cyclin-dependent protein kinase holoenzyme complex; cytoplasm; nucleus. The transcript is spliced from 6 exons. Lineage: Eukaryota; Viridiplantae; Streptophyta; Magnoliopsida; Malpighiales; Euphorbiaceae.